ACUUCCACCUCGUUUUUUCUUGGCCUCUUCUGAGUUUGGUGGUGGCGGUUUCCCCUCCUCCGUGUUGAGCUCAAGUGUGAACGGCUUAGCCUUCUGUGGCCUCUGCCCUGCCCUGGUAGGUGGAAGGCUUGAGGAAGAGGGAAUGGCUCCUCUGCUGAUGGCCAGGCCUGGACAGCUCUGCCUUCUGUGGCCUCUGCCCUGCCCAGUAGGUGAGAGCCUUGAGGAAGAAGGAAUGGCUGCUGUGCUGACAGCCAGGACCCAACAGGAAUCAGUGACAUUCAAGGACGUGGCUGUGGAAUUCACCCGGGAGGAGUGGGUACAUUUGAACCCAUCUCAGAAAAAGUUGUACAAGCAUGUGAUGCUGGAGAACUAUAGGAACUUAGUGUUUUUGGGAUUUGCAGUUUCCAAACCAGAUGUGAUCAACCAGUUGGAAAGAAAGGAAGCAUCUUGGAUUCCAGAGGCAGAUAUUCCCAGAAGCAGCUGUCCAGAGAGCAGAGAAUUGACUGGAGAUAAACCUCCAGAAUGCAAUGAAUGUGGGAAGGCCUUCUGGAGCGAGGAGCAUCUUACUGUGCAUCAGAGAAUUCAUACUGGAGAGAAACCUUAUGAAUGCAGUGAAUGUGGGAAGACCUUCAGGAAUAAGACAAAACUUAAAUUGCAUCAGAGAAUUCAUACUGGAGAGAAACCUUAUGAAUGUAGUGAAUGUGGAAGGGCCUUCAGAUAUAAGAUACAACUUACAGUGCAUCAGAGAAUUCAUACUGGAGAGAAACCUUAUGAAUGUAGUGAAUGUGGAAGGGCCUUCAGACAUAAGACCCAACUUACAGUGCAUCAGAGAAUUCAUACUGGAGAGAAACCUUAUGAGUGUAGUGAAUGUGGAAGUGCCUUCAGAUAUAAGACCCAACUUACAGUGCAUCAGAGAAUUCAUACUGGAGAGAAACCUUAUGAAUGUAGUGAAUGUGGAAUGGCCUUCAGAUAUAAGAUACAACUUACAGUGCAUCAGAGAAUUCAUACUGGAGAAAAACCUUAUGAAUGUAGUAAGUGUGGGAAGGUCUUCAGGGAUAAGAGAGAACUUAAAGUACAUCUCAGAAUUCAUACUGUAGAGAAAACUUAUGAAUGUAGUGAAUGUAGGAAGGCCUUCAGAUGUAAGAGAUACCUUACUGUACAUCAGAGAAUUCAUACUGAAGAGAAACCUUAUGAAUGUAUUGAAUGUGGGAAGGCCUUCAGGGAUAAGACAAAACUUACAGUUCAUCAGAAAAUUCAUACUGGUGAAAAACGUUAUGAAUGUAUUGAAUGUGGGAAGGCCUUCAGGGAUAAGACAAAACUUACUGUGCAUCAGAGGAUUCAUACUGGAGAGAAACCUUAUGAAUGUAGUGAAUGUGGGAAGGCCUUCAGGGAUAAGACAAAACUUACAGCGCAUCAGAGAAUUCAUACUGGCAGGAAACCUUAUGAAUGUGGUGAAUGUGGGAAGGCCUUUAGAUGUAAGACAUACUUUACUGUACAUCAGAGAAUUCAUACUGGAGACCACCUUAAUAAAUGUAAGGAGUGUGGGAAGGCUUUCUGCUACAGCUCAGAUCUUACUCAACAUCAAAGAAUUCAUACUGGAGAGAAACCUUAUGAAUGUAAUGAAUGUGGGAAGGCCUUUAGGAAUAAGACAAAACUUACAGUGCAUCAGAGAAUUCAUACUGGAGAGAAAUGUUAUGAAUGUAGUGAAUGUAGAAGGGCCUUCACAGAUAAGCUACAACUUACAGUGCAUCAGAGAAUUCAUACUGGAGAGAAACCUUAUGAAUGUAAGGAGUGUGGAAAGGCUUACCGCUACCACUCAGGUCUUAUUCGACAUCAAAGAAUUCAUACUGGAGAGAAACCUUAUGAAUGUAGUCAAUGUGGAAGGGCAUUCACAGAUAAGCUACAACUUACAGUGCAUCAGAGAAUUCAUACUGGAGAGAAACCUUAUGAAUGUAGUGAAUGUAGAAGUGCCUUCAGAUAUAAGAUGCAGCUUAGAGUGCAUCAGAGAAUUCAUACUGGAGAGAAACCUUAUCAAUGUAGUGAAUGUGGGAAGGCCUUCAAUUAUAAGAUACAACUUACAGUGCAUCACAGAAUUCAUACUGGAGAGAAACCUUAUGAAUGUAGUGAAUGUGGAAUAGCCUUCAGAUAUAAGAUACAACUUACAGUACAUCACAGAAUUCAUACUGGAGAGAAACCUUAUGAAUGUAGUGAAUGUGGAAUGGCCUUCAGAUGUAAGAUAAAACUUACAUUGCAUCAGAGAAUUCAUACUGGAGAGAAACCUUAUGAAUGUAGUGAAUGUGAGAAGGCCUUCAGGGAUAAGUACCAACUUACAGUGCAUCAGAGAAUUCAUACUGGAGAGAAACCUUAUGAAUGUAGUGAAUGUGAGAAGGCCUUCAGGGAUAAGUACCAGCUUACAGUGCAUCAGAGAAUUCAUACUGGAGAGAAACCUUAUGAAUGUAGUGAAUGUAGGAAGGCCUUCUGGACGAAGAAGCUUCUUGCUCUGCAUCAGAGAAUUCAUACUGGAGAGAAACCUUAUGAAUGUGGUGAAUGUGAAAAGGCUUUCAGAUAUAAUACACAACUUGUGAGGCAUCGCAGAAUUCAUACUGAAGAGAAUCCCUUUUAAUGUAGUGAAUGUGGGAAGGCCUUCAAGAGUAAGACACACCUUACCGUACAUCAGAGAAUUCAUACUGGAGAGAAACCAUAUGAAUGUAAUGAAUGUGGAAAGGCCUAUAAGAAGAUGUAUCUUACUGUGCAUCAGAGAAUUCAUACUCGAGACAUCCAUCAUAACUAGGCAGUGUGGGAAGGCUUUCCCCUAAAACUCAGGUCUUAUUUGACAUCAAAAAAGUCAUACUGAAGAGAAAUUUUAUGAAUGUAAUGAAUGUACAGAGUGAGGGUACAACUUACUCAACACCAAAAAAUUCAUUCAGGAAAGAAACCUUAAGCGUAUAAUGCAUGUAGGAAGGCUUUUAGAUAGAGGACACUACUUUAUGUCCAUCAGAGAAUUCAUGCUAGAAGGAAGGAAGGAAGAAGCUACAUCUUGCUGUAUAUCAGAGGAUUCAUACUGGAGAAAUUUUUUGUGAAUGUGAGUAAUGUGGGAAGGGCUUCCAUCCCUUCAGAUCUUUCUUCAAAUAAUUCAUAGCUUCUGACUAUAAUAUACAAGGGAAGGCCUUCCACCUAAAUGUAUCUUUUACUCAAUAUCAGAGCAUUCAUAUUGGAGAGAGUUUUUGAAUGCAAUGAAUGUGGGAAGACCUUCAGCCUGAGGACACAAUGUGCUCAACGUCAAAGAACUAAUUCUGGAGAGAAACCUUUGAGUUUGGGAAGUCAUUUAAACUAAGGACACCACUCUAUGUCCAUCAGAGAAUCCCUACUUGAGCGAUUCUUUAUGAUGUAAGGGGUAUGGGAAGAUUCCCCAAGUUGACUGAACUGUGAUUCUGAGUCCAUUGAUGUAAUUCAGAGAUUCCUUAUUUAGGUGCCAUGGGAAAAGGCCUGUAAAGGGGAAAAGAUUUAGUGUUAUCCUCCCAUGGAGCUUCAGGGAGGGAGAGAGUUAUGCUGGCUGAGGCAGAAGUUACUGAAUGGAUGUUGGUAUAGGUAGAGCCUUAGUGUUAAAUUUGAACCCUAGGCACAUGGUAUGUAAGACUCUUGAGGAUGACCUCUUGGCUAUGAAAUGAGCCUGAGCCUAAUGUGUUGAUGGUAUUUGAGGAAUAUUUCAUCAUUUGAGCUGUGUUCUGAUGUUACUUCUGCUCGUAUUCAUUUGGGUAGCCACCGUGGACCAUAAAGAUUUGGACUCACCUUAAUUAACACAAAGGCCUGUGGCAGAUGUUGGUGCAGUGUGAUUUCUGCCCUGUCCUCAGAAUUGAAGUGUAGGUAAACAGCAGGAUUAACUAUGACCUUCUCAUGGUAGCCAAAUGCCUUGUCAUCUAAUUAAUGACACACUUGAAAAGAUGAAUAAGAUUCCCAUUAUCGUUAAUGAAUAUAAACGGAGUUUUCAAUGAAGAAAUCAAAGCGAUCGAUAAUAGUGAAGAAGUCCAUUAAAUCACUAUUGUUUAUAGAGAAAUGAAAACAACUUUGAAGUAACAUGUCACACUACCUCAGAUUGGCCAACAUGACAGAAAUGGAAAAUGCCGUUUUGGAGGGGAUGUGGAAAAAUAGAGACACUAAUACACAAUUCAGAUCUAGUCCAACCAUUCUGGAGAACAAUUUGGAACUGAGCCCAAAGGGCUAUAAAACUGCAUACUAUUUGACACAGCAGUACCACUACUAGGUCUGUAUCCCAAACAGAUCAAAGGAAAAAGAUGUAUAUGUACAAAACUAUUUAUAGCAGCUCUUUUUGUGGUGCCAGAGAAUUGGAAAUUGAGGAGAAUCCCAUCCUCUGGGAAAUGGCUGAACAAGCUGUGGUGUAUGAAUGUAAUAGAAUACUAUUGUGCUAUAAGAAAUGAUGAGCAGGUGGAUUUCAGAAAAACCUAGAAAUACUUAAAUGAACUAAUGCUGAGUGAAGUAAUGACAAUUUAGAUUUCAAGAUCUUCCCACCCAUUAAUAGGCCCAUGUGACCUGCUUACAUGACAGGGAGGAGAGUGCUGAGAGGAAAGGGAAAGUGUGCCACAGAGCAAGUUAGAGCCCAGGGAGAGAGCAGACAUGCUGGCUGUGCUGUGAGUGAUUGUCGGUGGCAGGGCCCCAGCAGGGGGCAGGAAGGUUAUGGGAUGGCUUGGCUUGCUGCUGUGAUGUCAUGUUUUAGAUUCUUUGCUGUUAUUAUAAAGUGGACUUCCUGGUUCUGGAAUUUGUUUGCUGCUUGGAUGAGUUGGACUUAGUGGUUUUGGGACCUGGUUCUCUGGUAUCUGAAUAAAUUUACUUUUUUAAUUCUUCUA
Molecule: messenger RNA, 4862 nt
Organism: Trichosurus vulpecula (common brushtail)
Lineage: Eukaryota; Metazoa; Chordata; Mammalia; Diprotodontia; Phalangeridae
Product: zinc finger protein 420-like
Exons: 6
Coding region: 143-2623 (826 amino acids)
Biological process (GO): regulation of DNA-templated transcription
Source: RefSeq, a predicted model, not a curated record